UUUUGUCCCGGCUGGAGCCGGAGUCACCUUUGAGCUGCAGCACGACCAUGUGGGGGGUGGGGGGCCAGGGGGUGCUCCCGGCGCUGCUCCUGCUCCCAGGGCUCUGCGCGGGGUUCAACAUCGAUGUGGAGCACCCGCGGGUGUUCCGGGGCCCCCCCGAGUCCCAGUUCGGGUACCGGGUGCUGCAGCGGGGGGGCGACGGCGACAGGGGGCUGCUGGUGGGGGCCCCGUGGGAUGGGGACGGUCAAGGCGACGUCUACAAGUGCGGCGUGGGACCCCAAAACUCCUCCUGCGCCAAGGCCAACCUCGGGGACACAGCGCCGUGGCUCCGCGGCAGCGCCGGACACCUCGGGAUGACCCUGGUGGGCUCCAAGGACGGCGGGUUCGUGGCGUGUGCCCCGCUUUGGUCCCAGGAAUGCGGCACCUCCGUGUUCAGCUCCGGCCGCUGCGUCCGCCUGGACGAGGAGCUGCAGCUCGUGGAGACGGUCGCGCCCACGGCACAGCGUGAGUGGGGCGCUGGGACGGACUGGGAUGGACUGGGAUGGACUGGGACGGACUGGGAGGUGCCACCCGGGUGUCGCUGUGUCCCUCUACCAGGCUGCUCCACCUACAUGGACAUUGUCCUGGUGCUGGACGGCUCCAACAGCAUCUACCCCUGGGAGGAGGUGCAGGAAUUCCUCGGGAACAUCCUGGGGCGCUUCUUCAUCGGCCCCGGGCAGACCCAGGUGGGGGUGCUGCAGUACGGGGAGGAGGUGGUGCAGGAGUGGGCGCUGGGGCAGCACCCCACGGCCCAGGCCCUGCUCGAGGCCGCCCGGAACCUGACGCGGCAGGAGGGGAGGGAGACGCGCACGGCCAUGGCCAUCCAGCAGGCCUGCGCCGAGUCCUUCAGCGCCGAGCGGGGCGGGCGCUCGGGGGCCGCGCGGCUGCUGCUGGUGGUGACGGACGGGGAGUCCCACGACGGGGAGGAGCUGCCGGCGGCGCUGGCAGAGUGCGAGAAGCGCAACAUCACCCGCUACGCCAUCGCCGUCCUGGGGCACUACCUGCGGCGGCAGCAGGAUCCCGAGGAUUUCAUCCGGGAGAUCAAGUUCAUCGCCAGCGACCCCGACGAGAAGUACUUCUUCAACGUCACCGACGAGGCCGCCCUCAACGACAUCGUGGAUGCGCUGGGAGAUCGGAUCUUCAGCCUCGAAGGCACCCGUGAGGACAACGAGAGCGCCUUCGAGCUGGAGAUGUCCCAGAUCGGCUUCUCCAUCCACCUCCUCGAGGACGGGAUCCUCUUUGGAAUGGUGGGAGCCUACGACUGGGAGGGGGGCGUGCUGGAGGAGAGCAGGCGAGGGCGCAUCAUCCCACCCCGGGAAGCUUUCCAGGGGGAAUUCCCGCUGGAGCUGAAGAACCACGCAGCGUAUCUCGGUUACUCGGUGUCCUCGCUGCGGCUGCCGGGGGGGCAGCGCCUGUUGGUGGCCGGAGCCCCCCGAUUCCAGCACAAGGGCAAAGUCCUCCUCUUCCAGCUGGACCCCGCGGGCACCGUGACAGUGACCCAGACGCUGAUGGGGGAGCAGAUCGGCUCCUACUUCGGCAGCGAGGUGCUGGCCCUGGACCUGGAGGGGGACGGGGCCACCGACCUGCUGCUGGUGGCAGCGCCCACCUACCUGGGGGGCCAGAGCAGGGAGGCGGGGAAGGUCUACCUGUACCGCGUGGGGCAGGGCCGCCUGAGCCCCGCAGGGUCGCUGCACCCCGAGGUGAAGCCGCAGGACUCGCGGUUCGGCUCCGCGCUGGGCGCGGUGCCGGACCUGGGGCAGGACGGGCUGGCGGGCGCCGUGGUGGGUGCCCCGCUGGAGGACGGGCACCGCGGGGCCCUCUACGUGUUCCACGGCGCCCCGGGCACCCUCGUGCCCCGGCACAAGCAGCGCAUCGAGGCGGCGGCGCUGGGGUGGAACCUCCGCUAUUUCGGGAUCAGCGUGGACGGACGGAUGGACAUGGACGGGGACGGGCUGGUGGACGUGGCCGUGGGGGCGCAAGGGGCGGCCGUGGUGCUGCGGUCCCGCCGGAUCGUCCGGGUGUCCGUGGGGGUGUCCGUGGAGCCGGGGGCCAUCAGUGUCACCCGCAGGAACUGCCAGCGCGGCGGCUCCGGUGCCGUCUGCCUCCGCGCCCGGAUCUGCUUCCGGGCCGGGACACGCUCCCGGAGCCCCGGAGACAUGGAUAUCGAUCUCCGGUACAACGUGUCCCUGGAGGAGCGGAUCCCGGGAUCCCGCGCCGCCUUCGACUCGGGCUCCCGUCGGCUGCUCCAGCGCCGGAUCGAGCUCCCUCUGGGAAGGCAGAGCUGCAUCCGUGUCCCCUUCCACGUCCUGGACACCUCGGAUUACCUGCGGCCCCUCGGCCUCACCCUCAGCUGGGCCCUGGACGAGUCCACGGGGCCGGUGCUGGAUGAGGCGUCUCCCACCUCCCUCCGCAAGCUGAUCCCGUUUUUCAAGGACUGUGGGGAGGACGACGAGUGUGUCACCGACCUGGUGCUCCGGGCCAGUGCGGACAUCGCCGGCUCCAGGCAGAGCCCCCACGUCCUGCGGAAGGGCCGGAGGCGGAUGCUGGUGCGGGUGGAGCUGGAAAACCGGGAGGAGAACGCCUACAACGCCAGCCUGUGGCUGCGGCUCUCCGGGAAUCUCCACUUCUCCAGCCUCGUGCUCCAGGAUCCCGGCGCGGUGAAGUUGGAAUGCUCGGCGCUGGGGGGGCACCGCUGGCGCUGCAGCGUCGGGUACCCCGUGUUCCGCUCCCACGCCAAGGUAUCCUUCACCCUGGAGCUGGAGUUCAGCUGCUCCGUCCUGCUGGAUCACGCCGAGGUCACGCUCGAGGCCACCAGCGACAGCACCGAGGCCACGCCCGAGGACAACCUGGCCCGGAUUUCUGUCCCCAUCCUCUACGAGCCCGACCUGUUCCUGUCCAGUGACACCAACCUGCAGCGCUACGAGGUUCAACCCCACGGCCCCGGCCCCGAGUUCAGCACCACGGUCAGGGUGCAGAAUUUGGGGUGUUACCCCGCGCACAACCUCACCCUGCACGUGGCGCUGCCGGCGCUGGGACACGGCCGGGCCACCCUCCUGUCUGUCACCCGCGUGCUGGCCGGGGACAACGCCACCUGCACGCUGCGACCCCCCCCCGAGGGGACACGGGUGGUCCCGGUGCCCCCCGAAGACCUUCUGCGCGUGGACAGGCUGGACUGUUCCAACACGUGGUGCGAGGAGCUGAGCUGUGCCCUGGGGGGGCUGGAGCGCGGCGGGGGGGUCUCGGUUCGCCUCCUCCGCACCCUCCACAGCGGCUUCUUCAGCGGGGCCAAAUUCCGGAGCGUGCGGAUCGUGGGCAGCGCCUGGCUGGGGGUCCAGGGGGGCGUGUUGGUGCUGGGCGAGGGGGCGCAGCGCAGGGAGCUGGUGCUGGAGGUGCUCCAGGGCCGGCGCGUGCCCGUGUCCCUGUGGAUCCUGGGGGGCAGCGCCCUGGGGGGGCUCCUGCUGCUGGCGCUGCUCAGCCUCGGCCUCUGGAGGCUGGGAUUCUUCUCCCGCCCGAAGCCGCCCCAGGAGGAGGAGGAGGAGGAGGAGCAGCAGCAGCACUGAGGCCCUUCCCGAUCCUCGAGGACAUUCCCAGGAUGUCCAGGGUUCAUCCCAGGAUUCUGCUGCCCCCCCCCUUUGGCUCCAUCCCGGCGGGGGGGUGGGAUUGGGCUGGCGGGGGGAUGGAUGAGCAGGUGAGGCCGGAGCCACCCCCCACCAACCACCCAGGAUUUGGGAGGGGGGGGGACACGUGGAAGUGGGAAAAAAGCCGGGAAUGAGUCGGGAUGGACGGAGCAGCUCCAGCAAUAAAACUCCGGGCCGUGCUCCCGCUGGAUCC
Chiroxiphia lanceolata (lance-tailed manakin) is the source of this 3870-nucleotide messenger RNA. RefSeq names its product integrin alpha-10-like. The record is from RefSeq and is a predicted model, not a curated record. Gene Ontology annotation, cellular component: integrin complex; external side of plasma membrane. The coding region runs from base 48 to 3599 and encodes 1183 amino acids. The transcript is spliced from 29 exons. NCBI's taxonomy places the organism in Eukaryota, Metazoa, Chordata, Aves, Passeriformes, Pipridae. Gene Ontology annotation, molecular function: integrin binding. Gene Ontology annotation, biological process: cell adhesion mediated by integrin; cell-cell adhesion; integrin-mediated signaling pathway.